Messenger RNA from Python bivittatus (Burmese python), 2369 nucleotides. RefSeq names its product lymphatic vessel endothelial hyaluronan receptor 1 (gene LYVE1). The record is from RefSeq and is a predicted model, not a curated record. Lineage: Eukaryota; Metazoa; Chordata; Lepidosauria; Squamata; Pythonidae. Gene Ontology annotation, molecular function: transmembrane signaling receptor activity; hyaluronic acid binding. Gene Ontology annotation, cellular component: plasma membrane. Gene Ontology annotation, biological process: cell adhesion.
UUCCUCAGAUGCAUGUUUUCUGAGUCAGCACUCAUUGUAUUUUCCAGACUGCCCAUGACAGUUUGGGGGGGGGAGGUGUCACAUGUUUCCGGAUAGUGACUUUGGUCAGUGAAUGGCUUUUGAACUGAGCAACAAGUUCAGCCCUGCUUGUAAAAUAGUCAGUGGCUGUUUAGCAACUCAUGAGGAAAGGACACAUUGGAACUGUUCAAGGAGCGAUUUAGCAUCACACUCUAUUCUCAACGUUGCAGGAAGAGCAGCAAUCUGGCCUGGAUCUCUCUCUCUCCUUUGGUGUUACCAACAAUGGCAUUCCAUUGUGGAAUUGUCUCCCUUCUCUUCUCAAUCUGGGUGGCAAACUUCAUGAUACAAGGCACAAUUCUUCUGAAAGAUAUUUACACGUCCAACUGCAGAAUUGCUGGUGUAACUCUUGCUGCAGAUAAGAAUAAAAUUAAUUUUAAUUUUGUUGAAGCACAAUCAGUUUGCAGGCAGCUGGGAUUAACGCUAGCACAAAAAUCCAAGAUUGAAACUGCUUGGAAGCAUGGCUUUGAAACUUGCAGUUUUGGCUGGGUAGCAGAAGGCUAUGCUGUUAUUUCUCGGAUAAUUCCAAAUGAAAAAUGUGGUCAGAAUAAAACUGGGAUUGCCAUCUGGAGAAUAUCCCAAAACAGGAAAGCUCGUGCUUAUUGUCAUAAUUCUUCAGAUACGUGGAUUAAUUCAUGCAUCCCGGAAGUAAGCACAAUUGCAUUACCAGACAGUUCCACUGAGCUGAACUCUACUUCAACAGACUCAUUUCAGAACAUCUCAGCAUGGGCUGAAACAACUCAAUUACUACAAACACCAAAGCCCCCAAAGUAUCGUGUCAUAUGUGUAACAGAAACUUUAACACCCGAACCUACUCCCAAGAAGGAAAAUAUGCUUUUUACUGACAAACAACAUGCCUUUAAAAAUGAUGGUUUCCUAUUUGGAGCUGUUCCUACUGUGCUUCUGGUGCUUGCCCUCUUCUUCUUUGCAGCUGCAGUGGUCUUAGCUGUCUGCUACAUCAAGAAAUACAAGAAAACAUCUCUAUUUUCAAACAAGGAGAAGAAAGAUGAAAUUGAAACCAAGAACUUAAAAGAAUUAAAUGCAAAAAGCCAACCUGCAGAGCAGGGCCCAAAGAAUGGAAAAAAGGAAGAACCGGAAACCAAGCCCGAAGCAUCAGUAAAAUGUUUGGAAGCAGAAGUUUAAGACAGAGCAUCUAAAUGAACAGACACUGCGUGAACAAAUGGCAGAAACUAACAGUUUAUACAUUGAUAAUUGUAAAUACUGCCAAAGUCAGUAUUAGGUGUGUCAUACAAACACUUCAUACCUCAUAUAUAUUAGCUUACACAUUGUUAAUAGACGAAUGAUCUUCCCACAGUAACACCUAUACAGCACACAUUUUCAGUUUUCUGUAACUCUUUUGGGGGCGGGAGGGCGGAUGUGUUUUCCAAAACAUGAAUUCAGACAUGCAAUUCAAACAAACAAAAAAAUUUGUUGUUGUUGUUAUACAGUACAAAGGAUUUCAUGGAGAAACUUGAAUAUGCGAACUAGAUUUAACAGAGAAACAGCUCCUAUAUUUUUCAAAUGAUGGAAGCUUUAAGAUAUGUCUUUACUGUGGGGUCAUCACAGAAUUUCAGAAAUGGAAAGAGUGAUGGAAACGAGCACAGGGAAAUGUCUGUUUCACAUACAGUAAAAGAUUCCGGCACAAAUUGUUACAUAGCCACAAAAGUUUUAUGAUUCUUGUGAUUCCAGUUUCUGUGUCUCUUCCUGCCUUCUUUUCCAGAAAUCUAACAAAUCACAAUCUAUCAAUUUUAAAUAUGGAAAAAAGUUCAAAAAUAAUGACAAAAAAAUCUGUUAAUUCUAUUUCUUUUUUUCCAUGCAUGUCAUAUUCCUAUUUAUUUCAAAAAUAUUUAACAGCACAAUCAUAUGCAUGUUUACUCAGAAAUAUGUUCCAUUCUAUUUCAUGAACUUACUAUCCAGUAAGUUCAAAAUUGCUAUAUAAGAGAUCUUUGUAAAUUGAGAGUUGUGGCUGUUACCAUAAUCUAAAUACAAAUAUAUUUAUCAGGAUUCCACUGAAAUUAAAAAAAGUUCACGCAACUAUUUAUUUAAUACAUAGUUACAGAAAUUCACAUAUAGAUACAUCUUUUUAAUCAACUGAUUUAGUUCACAAUUAUUUUCCAAGGAUGGACAAAUUCAUCUGAAAAACUACAGAAAUGUAUUUGAAAUCAUAUGGAGAGCGUCUAGAAAUACACAAAACAGCACUUUCAUGCUUUUAGCUAUGUGCCUUGACAAAAUGAAUUGUUCCAUUGUCCACUUACAGUACAGUGCAAAAGUUUUAGGCAGGUGUGAAAAAAUGC